UACUUCUCGGCGCGGUCGUCACGCGAGCAGUUGGGAAAACAGAUAAAACAAAGUGAAAGAUAUAUCCAAAACAGAUUGGCCUUAUUCUUCGCUCCUCCAGCAGCGCAUUGACUUCCACGCCCGCCUAAAAGCUCGCUACGUCCAAUGCGUCCCCAAAGCGGUUUGAUAGCGGUGGCGCUUCUGCUGCUGCUUCUGCUAACGGCACCUUCGACUGCGGCGGAUGUGGAGCCAGAGACCUCGGCCAGUCCGGUGCCACCUGCCGCCGACCAGCUGCGCAGGGUGGUGAAGCGGGCGCCCACAGCCAGUUUCAUCGGGAUGCGCGGCAAGAAGGAGGAGGAGCGGGACACCUCGGAAGGCAACUGGCUGGAAACAGGACACGAAUCAGGACCCGAUCCUCUCGAUUACGCCGAUGAAGAGGGGAACAGCUACUACUCCGAGAACGCACUGCGGUUAAAGAAGGCUCCAACGUCCUUUGUGGGCAUGCGCGGCAAGAAGUUCAUCCCGAUCAACGCCCGCCUCUCAGAUGUCCUUCAGCAUUUGGAGGAGGAGCGGAUACGGGAAAGCCUGCUGCAGGACUUCUUCGAACGAUUGACGGCCGGUGAGGGCUCACCUGUGGGCAAGAGGGCGCCCACAGGAUUCACCGGGAUGCGGGGCAAGCGUCCUGCUCUUCUGGGUGGGGAUGAAGAUCAGGAGACGGAAGGGGAUGACGCCAUGGAACUGUCGCAGAAAAGGGCGCCUGUGAACUCCUUUGUGGGGAUGCGGGGCAAGAAGGACGUUUCCCACCAACACUUUAAGCGAGCUGCUCUUUCACAGUUCUGGCACAAUUUCUUUAAAAAGUCCUACAACGACUUGAGGGGAAAACAACAGCGCUUCGCCGACUUCAAUAGCAAAUUUGUGGCGGUGCGCGGUAAGAAGAGCGAUCUGGAGGGAAACGGAAUCGGAAAUGGGGAUCAGCAAUCUCUGGUUCACCCAUGGCUAUAUCUCUGGGAAGAAAAGCGGGCGCCAAAUGGAUUUUUGGGCAUGCGCGGCAAGCGACCAGCACUUUUCGAGUAGACGACGUUGAAUGAUUUGAAUGAUCUUGAUGGAAGUUCCUCUUAGAGCUGCACAACUAGGAAAGGGAAAUACGGAUCGACGCAGGGGACCGGGAGAGCAGAUUUGGAAACAGAAUGGAUCACAAGAGUGUUUCAAAUAAUCACUGGGCUGGAGAUUAUUUAAAACACGAACACACACACACACAAGUACACCGAUAAGAUUUACUUUGUUAAUGACACACAAUUUCAGCUUAAUGUAUAACGAGACUUGCAAAUAAUGUUUUGUUAAUUUAAUUGGAAUUGAACGAAGAUUCGAGAUUUGAGUGGGUUCAAUUAUACUAUUUGCAUAUCUAAGUGUAAACUUUUAAUCAAAACUAUAAAGUACAUUAUACUAGAACAAAUUGAAAUGCACAUAAAAGAGAAAAAAAGGGGAAACAUUUAUUUAUUUUCAAAAUAUAUAUAAUGAAACAAUUUCAUUGUGGUACAUCUACGUAUACAAGAGAUAUAUACACAUACAUAAAUAGCACAAAUAAAUAUUGUAAAUAAUGAAUAAAUAUUUAUUUCAAAAAGUGAAA
Drosophila ficusphila is the source of this 1606-nucleotide messenger RNA. Its product is annotated as tachykinins. The record is from RefSeq and is a predicted model, not a curated record. NCBI's taxonomy places the organism in Eukaryota, Metazoa, Arthropoda, Insecta, Diptera, Drosophilidae. The transcript has 4 exons. The coding region runs from base 145 to 1053 and encodes 302 amino acids.